AUCUCAUUUGAGCCUUUCUGAGGAUAUCCAACUUAAUAUUGGUGGAAGAAAUUGUUAAUCCUUUUAUUUAGUUGCCAGAUUUUACAUUCGACUAUAGUAAAAAAUUUAAAUCACAAAUAUUCAAGACACUUUUUUUAUGAUCUCCAGGCAAGAGAAUUUACAAAAAUAUUUUAGUGCCUCAGAUUGGCUAUAAAAUGAAUGCAUGGAUUUAUAAAAACGUUCAAAUUUUUGAAUAAAUAACUGGAGCCUGGGUGUGCAGUGGCGUAGCUAGACGUGGGCUUUUGACCAUCAAAAAGACGGAAAACAUUAUUUCAAAGCCUUUAUGGAAUCUAUAUGUUGUUCAAUACUCUUCUAUUCAUAUUUCUCCAUCAAUGGUAGACCUAAAAUAAUAUCUUCUCAAACAUGGGGCGAUUGCUUUUCAAUCCAAGAUGCAAUAUACCUGAGUAUGGAACCUCUAAUACCGAAACUAUGGAUUCUAGAUAGAGGUAAUUAUGAUUGUAGUCCGAAAAUAUUGUCCUAUCAUACAAUUUUUAACCUCAUAUCAGAUAAAACAGAACUUACAACUAUAAGAGGAAGAAAUUUGAAUUCUAUGGUGAUUGAUCCAAUUUUCGAAAAGAAUUUUGGACAUAGGGCCUACAUAGGACAAACAGAUGAGAAUUUUCUAAUCGUUUUCUGUUUGAAAACAUUGAUUUGGUGGAAAGUUCACCUAACAGAAAGCAGUAAUCCUUUUAUGGUAGUGAAUACAAACUUUUUGGAGAUUUCUAAAACUAGUUCGAACUUGUUUUUAACUGGAAACGAACGAGAAGACAUAUUCAGUUUAAAUCUGGAACAGUUAAGACACUUACCACUCGUCGAAACUGAGGGGGACUCAUUGAUUUUAAAUGUUACUUUGCUUGGGCAGAAGCUGGGAGCUUCAACGGGGAUAGUAUCAGAUCUAGACGGUGGAUUAAUUUAUUUCAUGAAGAGAUUUCAUGCCAUAUUAAGAUGGAAUACAGAGUUUCCUAUUGUUGCCGAACACCACACAGUAUUGGCGCAAUCGUUUCAAAAGUUUCCAUAUAUUUCUGGUUUCUUUACAGAUUCUGAUGAUGAUAUUUGGGCAAUAGUGAAUUCGGGAAAUCCGAACGAUUGUAACAACGUUACUAAAAACUUGGAAUUGAAAAAUAGAACUGUUAGAAUAAUUAAAUAUAGUAAAUCUGAUGAAGAGAUAACAUUUGAUGUCUGACAUGGAAAAAUGUGUAGCUAGAUAUUUGAUCUAUAAGAAAUGUUGAAUAUUUUAAUCUAAUCAUUAUUUUUCAUCGAAUAAAAUAUAUUUGUA
Molecule: messenger RNA, 1315 nt
Organism: Diorhabda sublineata
Lineage: Eukaryota; Metazoa; Arthropoda; Insecta; Coleoptera; Chrysomelidae
Exons: 6
Coding region: 323-1222 (299 amino acids)
Source: RefSeq, a predicted model, not a curated record